Messenger RNA from Cottoperca gobio, 4115 nucleotides. It is a transcript of the gene ecm2, whose product is annotated as extracellular matrix protein 2, female organ and adipocyte specific. Gene Ontology annotation, biological process: extracellular matrix organization; positive regulation of cell-substrate adhesion. Gene Ontology annotation, cellular component: extracellular matrix. Bases 264 to 2603 code for a protein of 779 amino acids. The transcript is spliced from 12 exons. Gene Ontology annotation, molecular function: heparin binding; collagen V binding; protein binding. The record is from RefSeq and is a predicted model, not a curated record. NCBI's taxonomy places the organism in Eukaryota, Metazoa, Chordata, Actinopteri, Perciformes, Bovichtidae.
CUCUCACUCGCUCUCUUUUUGUUCCAGCUGCAGUACAAAUCCUGGCUUUCUCUCACAGCUCUAUUAGCCUGCUCUGCUCCUCACAACUGCUGAGACACACAGAGAAACACAACACACACACUUACAGCAUCAUCACACAGCGACACACACACACAGAAACACACACACACACCUCGCCUGGAGCUCCUGCAGAACCAGAGGAGGAGAAAAAGAGGGUGGAAGAAUUUGGCCUCAAGUCGUGCAGCCGCCUUCAAACUGCUGGGAUGAGGUGGUGGCUGGUAGCGACCAGUUUGUGGCUGCUAGUGGUCCUGACCGUCUCGGACGCCCAGGCCAGGAUCAGACCUCGCAACCAGGACGGUGAGAUCCGCCGGGGGAAGAGGAAGAGGGACGGACACGGUCCACGGGGUGCCAGAGGUGGGCAACCUAAACCUUUCAAGAUCAGACUGGUUCCUGGUCCCAGCGUCACAGCGGAGCCUGGAGAGAAGCAAAGAAACACUCUGUUCCUGGAAUCCUACAAGAACCUCGAAGAUCAGCACUCCAGCUACAACGUUAUCCCAGGUAAGCAGGGCCAGUGUGUGUUCCAGGGCCUGACCAUGUUCGACCUGGCCGUCUGGUCUCCAAAGCCCUGUGUGACUUGUCUGUGUACCGGAGGGCGGGUGGUUUGUGACGAGAUCACCUGUCCCAUAAUGCACUGCCAUUUCCCCUUCACCCCCGCUGGGGAGUGCUGCCCCGUCUGCAUGGAGUCAGACCCUGACCUCAGCCUUGACCUUUCUGGUGACUCCCCAGUUCCCAACGACCCCGGCGAUCCCGUGACCCAGGGGGAGAUCCAGCGAAUCCUCAGGCGGGAGGAAGAGGAGCACCGCGAGGAAGAGGACCGCCUGAGGAAGAAGGAUGAGGCGAGGAAGAAUAAGAGAAGGCAGAGGAAGGAGCAGGCGGAGAAACAAAGGAAGAUAGUGGAGGACAAGAGGAAGGAAGAGCACGAGGCGCUAAGGCUGCAGGUGGAGAGAGAGGAGGAGGAGUGGAAGAGGCUGGUGGAGGAGCUGGAGAAGAAGAGACUGGAGAAGAAGAGACAGGUUGAGGAAGACAGGAGGCAGAAGGAGUCAGCGGAGAGAGAAGCUAGGGAGAAGGAAUGGAAGCUAGAGGAGGAAAGGAGGUGGCAGGAAGAGAGGCUGAGGGAGGAACUUCUGGCUCUAGUGGAGGAAGAGGAAGAGGAGCUGGAGGAGGAGGUAGAAGAGGAGGUAGAGGAGGAGGUGUGGCUGAGAGGAGAUGUGUUUAAGAUGCCCCUAAAAGAACCUGAAGAAGAAGUAGAUCUCUUUCCUGCUCCGAUACCAAGACCUCCUGCUGCGACAGAGAACGAGCUGGAGGAGAUGGAAGCGGAGGCGGAGGAGGCAGAAGAGGAAGGGGAGGAAGGGGAGGAGAGGGAGGUGGUGGUGGUGAACAGAGGAAGACUCCCUCCAGGCUGCCAGAUCUCUGAUGCCACUCUGGAAUGUGACAACGCCAAACUCACCUACUUCCCUCCUCUAUCCAUACCUGAGCUCAGGUCUCUCAGUCUGGAGGGCAACAACAUCGCCAGCAUCCCAGCAGAAGCCUUCAACGGCAUCCCCAACCUGGAAUGGAUCAACCUGAAGAAAAACAUGCUCACCUCUAACAGCAUUGAUGCUAAAGCCUUCAAAGGUCUGAAGAUGCUAAGGCGUCUGUACUUGGACGGGAACCUUCUGGAAGCCGUGCCCGCUGACCUGCCACCCAGCCUGCAGGAGCUGAAGAUCAGUGAGAAUAGACUGAGAGGAAUCCAUGACAACAGCUUCCAAGAUCUGAGCAGCCUGGUGAUUCUGGAGUUGGAGGGAAAUCUGCUGAGUGAGGGGAAUGUAAAUCCUCUGGCCUUCGCACCCCUCAUCCAGCUCUCCUACCUCCGACUGGGCAGGAACCACUUCCGCACCGUACCACAAGGCCUUCCCACAUCACUGCUGGAGCUGUACUUGGAGAACAACCUGAUCGAGGAAAUCUCAGAGACAGUUUUCAAUCAGACCCAAAGCCUGAACGUGGUUUCUCUGAGACACAACAGGCUGGACGAGACCAAGAUCGCCCCGCUGGCCUGGUUCAACCACAGAAAUCUGGAGUCCAUCGACCUUUCACAUAAUGACCUUUACCUGGUUCCAUCAUACCUGCCCAGAUCUCUGGUCCACUUGGUGCUGUUGGGGAACAACAUAGAGAGGAUACCUGGUUACGUGUUCGCCCACAUGGACCCUGGGUUAGAGUACCUCUACCUCUCUUACAACAAGCUUGAUGGGGAGGCAGUGGAGCCCGAGUCGUUCUUCGGCUCGUACCACUCCAUGGUGGAGCUGUGUCUGGAUCACAACCAGCUGAUCUCUGUCCCGUCUGGCAUCAACGAGAUGACCAACUUACACUUCCUCAGACUCAACAACAACAAGAUCAGGAGUAUCCCUGACGAAGGAAUCUGUGACCCACACCACAGCGGAGACUCCACUCUGGUGGCUCUGAGACUGGAAAACAACUACAUCGACCCCCAGAGGAUCUCCCCCACAGCCUUCUCCUGUGUACGCUCCUCCUCCAGUGUGGUCUUAAGACCCCAGAAAACCAAGUGACCACUCAAAAAACAAAAAGACAUUUGUUUAAAACUCCAGAAACAAAAGGGGGAAAGAUUAGGGUUUCUAAUGUGCCAAGUCAAAACACAAGAUACAUUUCCCUUCCCUAGCUUCCUCUGAUGCUAUAUGUUAUAAAAACGACAUGAUGAACAGGUAGAACAUGGGGAACAAUAAUGAAACUGUCAAAACACAGUUACUGCUGAUGUAACUUUCCUUAUGGGAACGCACUGCCCUGUCAUAUCCUUGGACUGAACCCUUACGAGCUGCAUAGAAAUAAGAUUUCUUCUUCUCUGGCCCUCAUACACUAAUGUGUUUUAGGUAUGGCAAGUUGUUUUUCACCUCGCUCACCUAAACCUGGUAUGAAGAUGACGGACGACCUUCAGACUUCCUAAACACAUCUGUCUCCUUUAGUAAAAUGUUAAACUCUCUAAAGUGGAAAGAACUCCUGCACCAUAACGCCGUAAAGUGAUAAUGCUAAUAAAGAAAUGGAAAGAAUUCAAUGACAUGAGACCACAAGCCCAACACAUUACUUUUAACAACCUCACCACCUUCAUGUUCCAUUUCUCAGCUCUGUGUCUUCAAAUGCCUUCUUUCAUAGAAACGCUGACAUGGAAAGGAGUCGUGUGAUCACAUGUGUGACACAUCCUUUGAGCUCUCUGUGUAAAAGAUGAAGAGCAGCGCAGAAGGAUUACAAUGAAGGGAGUGCAGAGCUAAUCCCCAAGAGACAAAAGACGUACAGUCAUGUCUGCCAUUGUUUUACAUUAUUUAUGUAAGUGGACAGAAGCAGGAGGACAGUAACUUCCUCUGGUUAAGCCAGAUGGUGAUACACGCAUGUAAGAUCAGGACGUGUUGUGUUUUAAAUUAUACUCCAGUUUCACUUCACGUUUGAUCUAAAGUGACGUUGGUCUACGCACACACACACUCUGGAGUUACAUCCAGGUAUCUUCGAUUUCACCGUGUCUCAUUAUUGAAUAGGAAACUAUUAAAUGCAGUCUCAGCAGAUUUGCUAUAGACUUUAAUGGAGAUGAGUUCAGUUAUGUGGUCUGAGGAAACAACCCUCUAACGAAUGUCUCUCAGACGUGGGAGGAGCCGUUGGCUCCACAAGUUUUUUCCCCCCAAACUGUAAAUUUUAAUUUCAAAGUUUUCUUUCAAUGAUGUCCUCAGUGUUGCUCAACACAGAGACAUUACAUCAUAUUAUAGCUUUAUGUUAAUGCUUCAACUAUCAACCCAUGUAACUGCAGUAUAACGUAAUAAUAACUCAACUUCUGCAGGUUGGGAGUCAUUUCUUUAUGUGUGAGCGGGGAAGAGGUGGACUACAUGCUCUUGUAGUUUUUACAUUUACAUGACAUUUCAGUUGCGGUUAAUAACUGUCACACAUCUGCCCCUCCCUUUGCUCUUGGCUGGCCAACAUGCAUAACUGAUAUGACAAAAUGUCUAUUUAAUGUGUCAUAAACUAUAGUUUAACACAAUGUUACGAUGCAGAUUCAAAUAAAGCUCACAAUGUUCCCAUUA